UUCAAUAAAAUACUUUUAAUACAAAUUUUAUAAUUAUAAACACAUCAUAAUUUAAUAGUAAUCACAUCUUAGAGGCAUCUGAGAAGGAAUUUAGAUUGUUCCUUAAUUUGUGGGCCGUACUGAACCAUUCCGUCGUGAUGUCAUCUCUUAGAUUUGGUCGCCGGCCGGCCUUUCUCCCUCUUCUUUCUCUCACAUUCAUUCAUUCUCUCCGCCGUUGUUAUAUUAUAUAUGUUUAUGUUUACAUAUAUAUGCUUAACGAUCUUAUAACUCUAAAACAACACCAUGGUUAAGUUCAAAUUCUCUUUGUCAUCUUUCCGACUAUGUCGACCCAAAAACACUUCCCAUUUCUUCUCCCCCAUCAACCCUAAAGUUCUCGAGAUCGCUUACCCUACUAGUACCAUUCCCUCGCCACCUCCCACCACCCCUAGCAGCCACCAACAAUCCCGCAUCUCCAAAUCGAAAACCGCACCUCUCACCACCACCCCGGAGACACAGAACUCUCCUGUUUCUUUCACCAAAAUCUCCGGUGAUCGAAGAAGUAAACACAAGAAGACGAACAACAUGGAGUGCUCUUCAGAUGAAAGUGGUUGGUUCAGUAACAGCGAUAGAGAAACCGAUAGCAUGAGCAUCAGCGUUGAUUCAUAUAAGAAGGAUCAUGAUGAGACUGUGUUGUACGUUAAGAAUAUUGGUGGUGGGACGACGGAGAAGAAGAUGAAGAAAGUGGAGGAGAAAAGGAAGUCGAGGAUGAUGAAGGAGAGCCUGACGGUGGUGAAGUGGUCGAAGGAGCCGUAUGACGAUUUCAAGAAGUCGAUGUUGGAGAUGAUAUUGGAGAAAAAGAUGUUUGAAGCUAAGGAUUUGGAACAGCUGUUGCAGUGCUUUUUAUCUUUAAAUUCCAAACAUCAUCAUGCCGAUAUUAUAUCUGCAUUUACGGAGAUCUGGGAACUGUUGUUCCUUUGAGCAUGCUGCAUGCAUGCCCUCCAAUCCAUUGAAGAAGCCAUGGAUACAAGCUUAAUUAAUUCUUUUGUAUGUACGUAUAUAUAUGUGUGUAACGAAAACGAAAGUGUAAUGCAUACGAGUAAUACAUGGUAUAUAUGCACAUGAAUAU
Messenger RNA from Lactuca sativa (garden lettuce), 1105 nucleotides. RefSeq lists its product as uncharacterized. Gene Ontology annotation, biological process: negative regulation of DNA-templated transcription. NCBI's taxonomy places the organism in Eukaryota, Viridiplantae, Streptophyta, Magnoliopsida, Asterales, Asteraceae. The record is from RefSeq and is a predicted model, not a curated record.